Messenger RNA from Sphaerodactylus townsendi, 4356 nucleotides. RefSeq names its product ubiquitin specific peptidase 8 (gene USP8). The coding region runs from base 234 to 3629 and encodes 1131 amino acids. Gene Ontology annotation, biological process: protein K48-linked deubiquitination; Ras protein signal transduction; protein K63-linked deubiquitination. Lineage: Eukaryota; Metazoa; Chordata; Lepidosauria; Squamata; Sphaerodactylidae. Gene Ontology annotation, molecular function: cysteine-type deubiquitinase activity. Gene Ontology annotation, cellular component: dendritic spine; midbody; cytosol. The transcript has 21 exons. The record is from RefSeq and is a predicted model, not a curated record.
CCGAGCAGCUGAGGAGGAGGAAAAAACCCAUUUCCCCGCCCACAGGCCGUCUCCUUCAUCCCGCCUCGGAAGCCAUGGCUGCCUGAGAGGCUGCGUUCCUCCGUCGCCUCAUCUCGGGGACAUGGAGGGCGAAGAGGGCCAGAGACCCCCCGAGUGAAGACAACCAUUGUUGACUGUUAAUUUAAAUACCUGCACUAUCCUUAUUGAAGAGGCAUAAUAACCUCAAUGCCAUCAUGCCUGCCGUGGCUUCGGUACCUAAAGACCUGUACCUCUGCACUUCGUUGAAAGAUUUGAACAAAAAGACCGAAGUAAAACCUGAGAAAACCAGCACUAAGAGCUAUGUACAGAGUGCUCUGAAGAUUUUCAAAGCAGCCGAAGAAUGCCGCUUGGACAGAGAUGAAGAGAAAGCAUAUGUACUUUACAUGAAGUAUGUGACUGUGUAUAACCUUAUUAAUAAGAGGCCCGAUUUCAAACAGCAACAGGAUUACUUUCAUUCAUUACUUGGACCUUCAAACAUUAAGAAGGCUAUUGAAGAAGCUGAAAGGCUUUCGGAUAGUCUUAAGCUCAGAUAUGAAGAAGCAGAAGUACGAAAAAAACUGGAAGAAAAGGAGAGACAAGAAGAGCUGCAGUUGAAAAAACAGGAAGCAAAAGAUGAGGGGAAGGCAUCGGCUAAAACCUCUUCAGAACCAUCCUCGGAUUCCAAGGGAAAAAUUCAAAUGAUCAAUGGUGAGAAGAAGGCUUCGACAGAAAAGAAGGACCAGCCUGGAACUGCUGCUGUUCCUCAAGGUGGCAUCACAGCGGAGAAAUUGUUUACCAUGAUGAUGGACAAGAGCAUCAAGCUUAUGGUCAUGGAUGCUCGAAGCAUGACGGAUUUCCAAGAGUCCUGCAUUGUAAACUCCAUCAGCGUUCCGGAAGAGGCUAUCAGGCCUGGUGUGACUGCCAGCUGGAUCGAGGCUAAACUCCCAAGUGCCUCUAAGGAGCCCUGGAAAGAGAGGGGGCAAGUCACUUACGUUGUUCUGCUCGACUGGUUCAGUUCUGCAAAUGACCUGCAGUUAGGAACACCCCUGCAGAGCCUCAAAGAUGCACUUUUCAAGUGGGAAAGUAAAGCGGUCCUGCAGUCCGAGCCUUUGGUUUUAGACGGAGGGUACGAGAACUGGCUGCUCUGCUAUCCCCAGUACACCACCAACGCAAAAGUAACUCCACCCCAACGCAAUAAGAAUGAAGCCGUGUCCAUCUCUUUGGAUUUUACUUACCCAUCCUUGGAAGAACAGGCUCCACCUGUGGUACCAGUUGUCCGUGUGAAACCUUCCAUCAUGGAAAUGACUGAGAGACCUGAAACAGCCAAUGACAAGGAAGGGAGAGGAGAGCCAUUGAAACCAGCAACUCCUACUGAAUUGGCGGCUGCUGCUGCUGCUAAGUCAGACGGCUCACCUUCUGUAGGCCAGCCAGCACCCGCUGUGAAGAUUAUUCCUCAGAUUGAUCGCACAAAAAAGCCUUCAGCAAAAAUUCCAGACGAUGCUAAUAGGUCAAAAGCUGAGAGCCCGGCCAUUGGCAAGCAAUCACUUCCAAAUGGAAGAGUAGUUCCAGAUCGUUCUACAAAGCCCCAGCUGGAUGCAAAACCCAGCCCGGCAGAGGAAGAGAAAAGCCACGGGCUGAUGGAGAGGGAGAAGAGCAAGCCAGAGCCAGAGCCUCCGGAGAAAAACCAGGAAGAACAGAGAGAGAGGCUCAGACAGGAGAAGCAAGACCAGGGGCAGAAAGCCAGAGAGGAACAAGAAGAAAAGGGAAGCAGGGAGAGCCUGUACAAAGCAAAAGAAGAAAUGGAGCGGGGCGAGAGAGAACCACAGGCCGGCAAAGAGGCGGAUGAAAAGCAGGUGUUGGAGAAAGCCCACACAGAACUGGUGGAGGCUAAAAAAUCAAGUCAAAGCGGAAGCGAAACUCCGGAAGGGAGGAAAAAAUCAGCCAUCGGGAGCAGCUUUGUCAAUGAAAAAGAAAAGGUUACCCGGACACCGGAAGCGCAAAGGCGGAAAUUUGCAGAGGAGUCUCGCGCAGCUGUGAUCUCCAGUAAGCAGACUGGGCUUAAAGGACCUCCUGAAACAGGAUCUCAAAACCCAGGAGCCAGUAGAGAGGAUACUGAACGAGAUUCAGAAAAAAAUAAAUCCCAGCGGGAGCCACUAACAAGGGCACGGAGUGAAGAAAUGGGUAGAAUCGUACCAGGACUGCCUUCUGGUUGGGUUAAGUUUCUCGAUCUGGUCACCGGCACUUUCCGCUACUAUCAUUCCCCAACCAACACUGUCCACAUGUAUCCACCCGAAAUGACUCACUCAGCCACGCCUCCUUCUACGCCGCCAACUCACAAGCCAAAGCCUCAGGCCGUUGUGGACCAGCGGGAAAGGGACCACUCCAAGCUGAAACGCUCUUACUCUUCGCCAGACAUCACUCAAGCCAUUCAAGAGGAAGAAAAGAAGAAAAUCAUCCUCACUCCUUCAGUUAAUCGCGAGAAUAAACCACUAAACUACACUAAAGCUGAAAUAUCGAGACUUUCUGCUACUCAGAUUCGUAAUCUCAACCCUGUUUUUGGAGGAUUGGGACCAGCCCUUACAGGACUUCGGAACUUAGGGAACACUUGCUACAUGAACUCCGUCUUACAAUGUCUUUGCAACACGCCACAUCUGGCUGAUUAUUUUAACAGAAACCUCUAUCAAGACGACAUCAACAGAUCAAACCUCUUGGGACACAAAGGGGAAGUGGCGGAGGAGUUUGGCGUUAUCAUGAAAGCUCUCUGGACUGGGCAGUACAGAUAUAUUAGUCCAAAGGAUUUUAAAGUCACCAUCGGGAAGAUUAAUGACCAGUUUGCCGGGUACAGCCAGCAAGACUCUCAAGAGCUGCUCCUGUUCUUAAUGGAUGGUCUCCACGAAGACUUAAAUAAAAGAGCUGACAACAGGAAGCGCUAUAAAGAAGAAAACAACGAUCAGUUGGAUGACUUCAAAGCGGCUGAACUUGCCUGGCACAAGCACAAACAGCUCAACGAGUCGAUCAUCGUUGCGCUCUUCCAAGGCCAGUUCAAAUCAACAGUGCAGUGUCUGACCUGUCACAAAAAAUCCCGGACGUUUGAGGCUUUUAUGUACCUGUCUUUGCCCCUCGCAUCCACUAGUAAAUGCACUCUACAGGAUUGCCUUAGAUUAUUCUCCAAAGAAGAAAAAUUGACAGAUAACAACAGAUUUUAUUGUAGCCAUUGCAAGACUCGAAGAGACUCUUUAAAAAAGAUUGAAAUUUGGAAGCUGCCUCCUGUUCUUUUAGUGCACCUGAAAAGGUUUUCCUAUGAUGGACGAUGGAAGCAAAAGCUACAAACGUCUGUUGAUUUCCCCCUGGAAAGCCUUGACCUUCAGCAAUACGUUAUUGGUCCAAAGAGCAACCUGAAAAGAUACAACCUGUUUGCAGUAUCAAAUCACUACGGAGGGCUGGACGGAGGACACUACACCGCAUACUGCAAAAAUGCUGCCAAGCAACGAUGGUACAAGUUUGAUGACCACGAAGUCUCUGACAUCUCGUCGUCAUCCGUGAAAUCCUCAGCUGCUUAUAUCCUUUUUUACACUUCUUUCGAACAGCGAGUAGCGGACUUCGCCACAUAAAGUGACGUUACUGGAGAACGUUGGCCUCUGCCUUUUUUCCUGGGAGUAAAUGCACCGUAACGCACUAAACCACGCCACGUAUAAGGUCACCGAAUGAGAAAGGAGACGGCUGCAGCGGUUUCUUCGCCAAGACCCUCUUUCUUUUCUCUUGGCGCUGUUGCUUGACACCCCAAAAAUCCAGUAGUUAACAAGGCUGUCUAGCGCUAAACCAUUCAUUUCAACAGUUUUAUUUCAUAACGCUGCGCCCAAACGAUAGAUGCAGCUCAGAAAUUCUGAAGCCAUUAAACAUACAGGGUUUUUGACGUGUCCCCAAACCCAAAGCAUAUCUUUUAAUUUUCUCUCUCCACGUUAAUGGCCUUUUCACACUUCUAACCUUAAGCUUGAUUCUACUGUGAAUAUCCUAGAAAUGAUGCAAACAGGUAGGAAUGUAAUGUGUAUAUAUCGAUUGCACAAUUGCACAUGCAAACUAUUGUAUAUAAGAGGUAUGUGGUCCUUUGGCGAACACUACUAGACUGGGAAGGAUUGCUUCUUCUGUUUGGUUUGUCGAAAUGCUUUAAUUCUUACGGACAGGGAAGGGCAGAGCUGUAUUUUUCUGUUGAGCUUUUAUCAAUCUGUGCACAUACUAAUGUAUUCUAAAGAACGGAGAUGACUUUUCCUUUUUAAUAUUUAAUAUAAGAAUUUCAUGUACUCCUGCAUUAAAAUCUUGAAAAAGUUAUUUGAAAGCAAA